Branchiostoma belcheri (Belcher's lancelet) is the source of this 4921-nucleotide messenger RNA. Its product is annotated as proline-rich protein 36-like. Gene Ontology annotation, molecular function: DNA-binding transcription factor activity, RNA polymerase II-specific; RNA polymerase II cis-regulatory region sequence-specific DNA binding; protein dimerization activity. The coding region runs from base 193 to 2610 and encodes 805 amino acids. The record is from RefSeq and is a predicted model, not a curated record. Lineage: Eukaryota; Metazoa; Chordata; Leptocardii; Amphioxiformes; Branchiostomatidae. The transcript is spliced from 6 exons. Gene Ontology annotation, biological process: regulation of transcription by RNA polymerase II.
CCUCCAUGAAGAGCAUCGAUUUCCAGCACGCUCAGCGGCGAGCCUGUGUUUUGGUGUUUUUUGGGGCGAGCCUUCUUGGAUUCCUCCGCCUCUGUUUCAAUUUUUACCCACGUUUCGAGGUGUUUGGCGGGGGGAGAGGCAAGAUCGGGGUCCCCUGGAUGCUCCUCCGGUGCUCUUUGGUACAGAACGGCCAUGAGUUUGGAGACGUUGCUUCAAGCGGCGGAAUGGUUGGAGCUUCGGGCGCAGACCGGAGCACGUGGAGAGGCAGAGGAGAAGCAACCAGAAAAACCGGAGCCGUGUGGCAUCAACGGGGACAGCGAGGAGGUCACCAGCGAUGCCAGCGAGUCACAGAAAGCUGAGGAAAGGGAGCUCAAGCAGUCGCUGUCACCAUCGUCCUCGCAACAGUCCGAGGAAGAGAAGGAUGGCAAGCGGCGAAGUGGCGGAUAUGGGACCAGAGAAGUACACAACAAAUUAGAAAAAAAUAGGCGGGCCCAUCUGAAGGAGUGUUUUGAGGUCCUAAAACGGCACAUACCAAACAUGGAGGACAAGAAGACGUCCAACUUGUGCAUUCUGAGAAGUGCCCUUCGUUACAUUCAGGCCUUGAAAAGAAAGGAGAAGGAAUACGAACAUGAGAUGGAACGGUUGGCACGAGAGAAGAUCGCUACGCAGCAGCGGAUAGCCCAGCUGAAGAUGGAGUUACGGGAGGAGCUGGACAAUCAGGAGAAACCUCCGCCGUGGACACACGACGACGACCAGGCAUCCACUUCUACAGCCUCAGAGGGUGAAGACAACAUGAAGAUCAAUGAAGAUGAGGAGGAGAAGCUGUGGCACCCGACUGCCGUCACCUCUUCAGCGGGCGGGGCAACUGCAUCAUCUCCCAUGGACGUAUGUGCUUCACUCCUCCCUACAAAGGACACGCCCUCUUACACGGUCAUCAAGAAACCCGCCCUACAGCCUUACACCAUCAUCAAAGAAUCCAGUCCGUACCGGGUUCUGAAAAAGGACCACAUCGCGGCUAGCUCUACUACUACUUCUGGAGCAGCAAUGGAGAAUGUAUCACCACCGUCUGCCGCGUCGAAACAGACCUCUGCUGGCUUGCCGACACUUCCGCCGAAAAAGGCAAACGUGUCGUAUACAAUUUUCAAAGAAGUGGUGCCAUCGCACGCCGUUGUAGGCAAAACUACGGCACCUUACACUGUGGUAAAAGAAACAACGGCAUCGUACUCAUUAGUAAGAGGGACAGCACCCUAUACCGUACUUAGUAAAACAACAGUUCCCGCUGUCACUGUCAAGGACCCUAGCCCUUUGUAUAAUCAUGUCAAGGCUGCAACUGUCCCCUACACAAUUAUCAAGGACGGGACUGAAGCCGCAACGGCAGCAACUGCUACAAAAAGAGUUUCUUUCUCAGUCGUAACCGAAGUGAAGCCGCCAACACAAGUGGUGCCGAAUGUCGUAGGAAAGGAGAAACAGCCCACCACUGCACCAAGUGCUGCUAGCAGUGCAGAAAAGCUUGCUGCCCCACCGUCUAUACUGAGACAAGGUGGCGGUGGCGGUGCCUUUCAACAGGUCUUCAUGAACAAGGAAAGUACCAUGGCGUUUCAGACUUUACCACAGCCAACAGGUCCGGUCGAGGUCCGAGUAGCACUAGCUCCGGCGCCCGAAGUCAGAAUGCAAACCAUGGUGAAAGAGCCAGAUGCAAAUCAUCCAGUCACCAAGGCAAUACCUGUGCCCAAUAAGCCUCCUAAAAAGACUGCAGCUGUAGGAAUACAGGCGACGCCCGAGGAGGCAACAGAAAAGAAACCGCAAGAGGAAGAGCCGCCAAGGAGACCAGGACCGAGUAUGGCCAGUAUCGCAAUCCAGGCGUCGCUACCCAGCGAACCGACAAAGCCUGAGCACCUCAGUAGACCCACUAUGAACCACACGGCCGUGCAAGCCUUCCACCCCAGCCAGUUUCACGUGGUGGCAGCGCACGCUGCCGACGCCAGAACUGAGCACAGCUUACACCCCGGCGGCGCGAUCCCACACCUAGGCACUUCUCCUCAUACCGGUGUAGGCGGCCUGCCCCCCACCCAACCCAUGGCCAGUAUCGCCAGCCUAACUCGCAUGACCCCCAUCACCCUAGCCUCCCUGUACAACACCCCUACUGUCACCUACACGACACCCAUCACCAUCACUCCCUACAUCUCUCCUACCAUGACCUUGACCUCUCUGCGACCCCACGCGGUUCCGCACGGAUCGCUACACUCAUUCAUUCCACCGACCAUCAUUCCGACUCAACUUGGCGGCACGGCGGCGGCGGCCAUUCCCCUUAGCAUCACCACCCAACGUUUACCCAUGUCUGCCCCUCUCCUCCCAGCCACCAUCACGCGAAUGGCCCUCCCGGCAACCUCGCCACACAUCUCCCCCGUUACCAUGACGACGCGAUUCUCGCCGGUCCCGGUCUCGGCCAACGUCCACCCGGCCGCACACCCGGCCUUGGCGAAACCCCCGGCGCAGGCGGUGGCUGGACAGACAAUGGCUGCCAUCACAGUACCUGCACCAGUUCUGACAGUUGCAUCGUUUGUGGCACCCCCUACACAUCCAGUAGUAACCACCAGUAAAAACCUAUGAUGAAGGUGCUUUUGUAGGCAUUUUUAUGGUCUCAUGAAGCAAUAGUCUGGUGCAGAUGUAUUUGUGAAUGUCGAAAAAAUUUUGAGUACGUAGCUUUAAAACUUGUCAAAGCCAGUAUGUUGAUAUCAGAAUGUCAAAUUUUAUAAAGGCAUGUAAAAGUUGCGAAGCUAUUGAUUAUAUACAAUAUGUACAUAGACUUAACAUCCUUCCAAACAGGAAGAUUUGUAUGUGACAAAACCAUUGGGUAUUGAAAGUAAUUUCUUUAUAUCUGAAAUAUCUAUUUACAGUACAUUUAGAAAUUUCUUGGACCCAAAUCUUGCCUAUUCCUCUCAUUUCCUGUCUAUGAUUGUUCUGUUGACUUGGAAAAUGUUCAGACAGAGUCUCUCCAGCAUUACUAGAUUCAAACUGCUUUUUAACAAGUAGAACCCUAUGUGAGUGUACUUCUUUCAGAUACCAGCAGCAUUUUACAGCACAACAGUUACUUGAAAAGUUGAAGGGUAUUCUGUUACAGUCUGUCAAUGUACCAUGUAGUACAAUGUACAAUGUACCAUUUAGUGCCAUGCAACAGUCACAGUCUUUGUUUUCUCAGUACAAAUGUACCUUGAAAUGUCUUUUGCUGAGCACACUUAUAGCAACGUCUUUUGUUUCACCAACUAGCAAGGGUUAUGCCAAAUUCAGAAUAGAAAAUUAAAUUUAAACAUCUUGCUGCUCUUCCAGUGAUUCAAAACCAGAAAGUGUUUGUUACACAAAUCCUCAAAUGAAACAAAAGAGAAGAGAUAUCUUUUUAAAUAUGGUCUUUACAUGCCCUUGGUAUUUCUGUGACUAUCUUUGGGGUUCAAAUCUAAAAUAAACAUUGUCUUUUUUGUAAUAUCAAGCAUUACGCAAUACAGACAUAUUAGUUAGUCUGUAGUGUUACAUAAGGAAAGAAUACUGUAUACUCAGAAUACUACAAGAUAUCGUGGAGUUUUUUGUCUCUUAGGACUGGGAUGGAUGACAGUUUUCUACUUGAAUAAUGUGGAUUUGAUAUAGAUAGUACAAACUGUACAAAGACUACUGACGUCUAACAUGGCAACUUUGUGUCUGUUUGAAUUUUAAGUGUCAGAAGGCAGAAGGCCAAUAGAAUCAUUGGUAAGUGCCUGAGAAUAUGAUCAUGCUGAUGUCACCAAGGUAAACAAGCUAUGUGAAAUCAACAUACAUGUUGUCUACUGUAAUUCACUUUAUUUUCACAGUAACAAAAGUGUGUAGUCUGAGAAAAAUAGAGGCGUUCACGGAACUAUAUGUUCACGGUGGUGGCAGGUGCAGAAAAAAGAAAGUCAGUAAGUUAUUUGUUAACGGUAAUGAUAAGUUUGUGGUACAGAAGUGACCGUGAAAACCGUGAACAUAAAAGUGCCGUGAAAAAAAACAGGAAUUACAGUAUUCAUUACAGAAUGAAGGGGGUUGCUAAUCUUUGUGGCUGUCUGUUGGGUUCCAAGUUUCUGCAAGAAUAUGACAAGUUUAUAUGGGAGGAUAAGGGUAGAAUAUCCAAUGCCAGUGUACUUAAUCAAAGUCAGGGGGUAACGGUUAAUAUGUAUGUCCACUGCAGAAAAGAUGUAUCGGGUACUGACUUGAAAGUGGUCAACUAAUACAUUUGAAGCAUUUCUGUCAUGUAGCACAAAUGAGUAUUUUCCAGAGUUGUAAAGCACAUGUAACAUUCUUAUAGUGGUGUGGUGUAUUUCGUUAAGGCGUAUCACAACUUCUAUACAGAUUUGCAUGUGGGAUGUAUAUAUAUUAUUUACAUAUAUGUAUAGAAUACACUUAUAUUACUGUAAUUAGAAAAGUAUCAUGAAUUAGAGGCAUUUUUAGGACGAAAAUGCAAGAAAAUUUGAAAGAGUGUAUAUCUCUUGCCUUAUCGUGUACAAAAACUGUCAAAUUCUAUUUUCUAUCUUAUUUAAGUUAUACCUGAUCCCCUUGUUUUUAUCCAUAGCCCCAUGUUAACUAUUAAAUAUGUUCAUGUUUAGAGAGUAAAAUGGAUAUUGAUAGUCCUUAUAUAAGAGACAUAUUUAAACCUAAAACAUGGAAAUUAUCCUGUGCAAUGAAUAACAAUUUGUUCACAAGGUCUUUGCCUAAUUAUGGUGUAUUUGAGAAGGCUUGACAGAGACCAAGUCUGCCACCUUUAUGUGUAUAAUACCUGUUUGUGUCACUUCUUUCCUGGCCAUGUCCCUAUUUUUCUAUUUGUGUGGAUGUGAUUGUGUAUAUUAGUACAUGUAGUAUUACAUAACAAUGGAUGGAGGCAGGCACUGGUCGUGCUUUCAUAACUGUUCAUGUCAGAACU